CCAACCCCCCACACUGCCAAACAACAUCUUACUGGGGGCCAUCUUCUUCGAUCCGUCGUCCAUCACAGUCCGAUCACCCUACCACUACUCCUCCACGUCGUGUCGCCCCGUCAUGGCUUUCCCGACGACGUGGAAGAGCGCCUUGCUCCUGGGCGCUCUCGUCGGCCUGUCGUCAUUGUCACCGUCCUUCGCCAACGCCCAGCACAAUACGUCGAGCUACUCCGAGCUCGACAUGAAUCGAGUUCAGCUCUCUCUUAUGGACUCGCGUCCUGGCCACUGUCCCCCGUGCUUCAACUGCCUUCUCCCCGCCCACAAGUGCACCCAAUUUUCCGGCUGUAACGACUACACGGGCAAAUGCGACUGUCCUGAAGGUUUCGGCGGCGAUGACUGUCUCGAACCCCUAUGUGGUUCCCUCGGUCGUGGCGAGAACCAAAACCGUCCGAUGCGCUCUCCGAAAGCCAAGUCGUGCGGUUGCGACGAAGGAUGGACCGGUAUCAAUUGCAAUGUCUGCACGGAGGACAAGGCCUGCAACGCUCUUAUGGAGACGGGAGAAGGUGGUGUCUGCUACCAGAACGGAGAAGUCAUCAAGCACAACUACCAGAUUUGCGACGUCACCAAUGCGAAGAUUAGGUCGCUGCUCGGCGAGCAACGUCCCCAGGCCACCUUCACUUGCAAGAGGGAGGAACGCGAAUGCGACUUUCAAUUCUGGGUCGACCAACGCGAGUCCUUCUAUUGCCACCUGACCGACUGCGACUCCAAGGCCAUCAUCGAUCCCACUCGGAACAGUACCAAUUACCAGUGCCAGAAGAUCGAGUGCAGCUGCAUCCCCGACCGCAUGCUCUGUGGCGAGAACGGCUCUGUCGACAUUAGCGAUUUCUUGGACCAAGAUAUCGCGGGCCCCGCCACCUUCGAAUGUCUCCAGGAGAAUGGAGGCACCAACAAUUGCAAGUUCGAGGAGCCCGCCAUGGACCAGCUCAUUCUCGACCUCAUCGGCGACAGCAGCAUCCAGCUCUCCUGCCGCUCCGGCGAGUGUCUUUAUCACACCGAGGUCCCCGGCUACGAACGUCCCGUUAAGAAGAUCAACACACCCCUCAUCGCCGGCGUCAUCGCCGCCUGCUCCCUCUUCGUCGUCGCCGUCAUUCUCACCACCUGGUACCUCUCUCGCCGCUCCUUCCGAUACGGUCCCAUCGCGCUGGACGACUCGGACGACGAGAGCACCAAGCUCAUGGCCGAUCACAAGCCCGCCACCCUCUACGUCCAGAACGUCUCCUACGAGCUCAACGGGAAGACCAUCCUGUCCAACAUCCACGCCGUCGCCCAUCCCGGCGAAGUCACCGCUAUCAUGGGCGCGUCCGGCGCCGGCAAGACCACCUUCCUUGACAUUCUCGCUCGCAAGAAUAAGCGCGGCAACGUCUCGGGCGACUUCCUCGUCAACGGCGAGAAGGUCAACGACGCUGCCUACAAGAACGUCAUCGGCUUCGUCGACCAAGAGGACACCAUGCUGCCCACACUGACCGUGCACGAGACCAUUCUUACCAGCGCUCUGCUGCGCCUUCCCCGCAACAUGGGACGCGCUGCCAAGGAGCAGAGGGUCCACGAGGUGGAGAGGCAGCUCGGUAUCCACCACAUCCGCGAUUCCCUGAUCGGUUCCGAGGAAGGCAAGGGCCGCGGUAUCUCGGGCGGCGAGAAGCGCCGCGUCGGUAUCGCCUGCGAGCUGGUCACUAGCCCGUCCAUCCUCUUCCUGGACGAACCCACGAGCGGCCUCGACGCCUACAACGCCUUCAACGUCGUCGAAUGUCUCGUCACCCUCGCCAGGACCUACAAGCGGACUGUCGUCUUCACCAUCCACCAGCCCCGCUCCAACAUCGUCGCGCUGUUCGACCGGCUCAUUCUCUUGGCCCAGGGCAAGGCCGUCUUCUCCGGCCCCUUUCAUCAGUGCCAGACCUACUUCGACCGCAUCGGGUACCCCUGUCCUCCGGGUUUCAACAUUGCCGACUACCUCGUGGAUCUCACCAUGCAUGCCGGUGCUACCUUUUCGGAAGACGACGGCACCCUGGGUGCGGCGGACGACGUCGCCAGUGUCGGCCCCAGCAGCACGACCGCCGUAAAGUCCAUCGCCAGCGUGGUGGCCGGAAGCCUGGAGGAGGACAGUGGCGUCGAAUCAGUCGUCUCGCCCUCGCGACCCACUCACCACCGCAAGGACUCGGUCCGCAGGCGUCAGGAGAGGGAGCUCUACACCCGUCGGAGAACCAUCGACACCGCCGCCUCGUCCGAUGCCGAUGGCGGUGCCGAUGGCGGUGCCGACGAAUCGGGCUCCGCCUUCCAGCUGCAGAGACAGCCCGCGCCUCCUUCGCACGCUUAUUCCGCCGAUGAUCCUGACGACCUUCCGCCUGCCGCCCUCACCGGCACCGAUCUCGACAUCCUCGUGCGCGCCUUCGCCGAGUCCGACAUCGCCACGUCCACCUACGACGAGAUCCAGCAGGCCGUCGCCGCCGCCGAAGCCGCCAACGGCCAGAACAACGCCAACGCCAACGGUUACUCCCCCGAAGGUCCGAACAUCAACACGGGCGGCGCCGUCGGCAGGGGGUAUGCCCGCGUCAGCCACACGAGGCAGUUCAUCAUCCUGUCGCAGAGGACGUUCCGCAAUCUGUACCGCAACCCCAUGCUGAUGCUGACGCACUACGCCAUUGCCAUCGUGCUGGCCGUCCUGUCGGGCUAUCUCUUCUACGGGCUGACCGACGACAUCCCGGGUUUCCAGAACCGCCUCGGUCUCUUCUUCUUCCUGCUCGCCCUCUUCGGUUUCAGCACCCUGACGAGCCUGAACGUCUUCGCGUCCGAGAGGCUCUUGUUCGUGCGCGAACGGGCCAACGGAUACUACGCGCCCAUCACGUACUUUGCGGCCAAGCUCCUCUUCGACAUCAUCCCGCUGCGCAUCAUCCCGCCUCUUCUGAUGGGGGCCAUCAUCUACCCGAUGACCGGCCUCGUCCCCGACGCCAUCCACUUCUUCCGGUUCCUUGGUGUCCUGGUCCUGUUCAACCUGGCCGCCGCCUCCAUCUGCCUGUUCAUCGGCAUCGUGUGCAAGGACGGGGGCGUGGCCAACCUGAUCGGCAGCCUGGUCAUGCUCUUCAGCCUGCUGUUCGCCGGCCUCCUCCUCAACCACAACGCCAUCCCCCAGGCCGCUCUGUGGCUGCAGUCGCUGUCCAUCUUCCAUUACGGGUUCGAGUCGCUCAUCGUCAACGAAGUGCUCGAGCUCACCCUGGUCGACAAGAAGUACGGGCUGGACAUUACGGUCCCGGGGGCUGCCAUUCUCAGCUCUUUCGGUUUCAGUAAUAGUUCGCUCUAUACCGACAUGAUCAACCUGGGCGUCUUUGGCAUUGUGUUUACCAUCCUCGCGUAUGCGGCUAUGCAUAUUCUACUCGUCGAGAGGAGGUAAUUUGUGUCCCCUUUGCUUUGUGGAGACGAUGGUGGCACCACUUGAUGAAGAGUGCCAGCCUGUUUCCUUUUCUUUUUUCUCUUCUUCUUUCUUCUUCUUUUUUUUUCUUUUUUUUUUCUUUGUACUUUUCGUCUUUCCCUUUAUAUAGUUUCUCCGUGAUAUCGUGAUAUAUCGUAUCAUGAUUGGAGUAUUUGAUGUGAGUUGUAGGAGUUCAUCGGGGCAGAUUCAAGUUUUAUAUUUGUUCUGGAGUACAAGAUUUUUUUUUUUAACCAGCCAUACUUAGAAGGCUUCAUACAUAUAAAUAAGUUACAGAAUAUCUAUGAUACAAAAGUCGGAAGGGGUAUGGCGGUUUGUCGAUUUGAUUGUCGUUGUUGACCGGAUAUGGAGCAUACGACCAUGC
This is a messenger RNA of Sodiomyces alkalinus F11, 3833 nucleotides long. RefSeq names its product ATP-binding cassette sub-family G member 2. The transcript has 4 exons. Lineage: Eukaryota; Fungi; Ascomycota; Sordariomycetes; Glomerellales; Plectosphaerellaceae. Gene Ontology annotation, cellular component: membrane. The record is from RefSeq and is a predicted model, not a curated record. Gene Ontology annotation, molecular function: ATP binding; ATP hydrolysis activity; ABC-type transporter activity. The coding region runs from base 113 to 3433 and encodes 1106 amino acids.